UCAGGGGCGGGUGGACGGACGGAAACAGGCGGACAGCAGGAGGCGCUGCGGCUGGUCGCGGCGUCAGGUUUUCAUCUUCCUGCUGGUGCUGGCGGCCGUUCUGUUUUUCUACAACGCCAACGUGAAAGAGACGGAGCCGGACUGGAACUCCACGACGUGGUGGAGUCCGUUUAAAAUUCAGAGACAACGGGUCGUCCUCGCAAACACGACGGCUCCCGCCAACCAAUCAGGUGGAUCUGAACCGGCAGGGUUUGAAACUGAGAGCAGCGCGACGGCAGCUCCUCAAACCGAGAACAUCACGUUCUCUGAGGUGGCGGACGAGACGACCACGACUCCAAGUACUCCUACAACUAUCACGACUCAAAUGACUCCGACAAGUCCCACAACGACCACGACUCGAACAACUCCUACAACUGACACCACUCCAACGACUCCUCCGUCUACCACGACGACCACGACGACCACGAGAACUCCACAGACUGGGAAAACUCCUUCGGUGACGCUGCUAGCGACACCAAAUAAAACUGCGUCGCCAACACCGGUUCCGUACGUGUCCCCGGGCCCGUACUUAGUGGAAUACCCGUACGAGUACCACUUCAUCAUAAACGAGCCGAAGAAAUGCGAGCAGCAGAAACCUUUCCUGGUUCUGAUGGUUCCUCUGGCGCCCAAAAAUAGGGCGCACCGUGACAUCAUACGCAGCACCUGGGGCGGCGAGCGGCUCGUCCUGGACAAAGUGGUGCAGCUGUUCUUCGUUCUGGGGCUGCACGGCGGCGAGGGGGCGCCGCGGGUCCACGAGCAGCUGCAGCAGGAGAGCCGGGAGCACCGGGACCUGCUGCAGAGCGACUUCCUGGACUGCUACAAGAACCUGACCAUCAAGACCAUGGUGAUGCUGGAGUGGCUGGACGCCUUCUGCCCCGGUGCCUCUUACGCCAUGAAGAUCGACUCGGACAUGUUUCUGAACGUGCACAAUCUCGUCAACAUGUUGUUAAAUGCUCCGAGGACCAACUACAUGACCGGGCUCGUGGCGAGAGGAGCGGCGGUGCUGAGAGAUCCGGCGUCCAAGUGGUUCCUCCCCGUGGAGCUUUACCCUCAGCCACAGUACCCUCGCUACGCUCUGGGUCUGGGCUACGUUUUGUCUUUAGACCUCCCGAAAAAGCUGGUGGAGGCGUCCAGACACGUAAAAGCCGUUUACAUCGAGGACGUGUAUCUGGGGUUGUGCAUGCAGCACCUGGGCAUCGCUCCCACGGACCCCCCGAGACCAGAAUACUUUCAGGUGUUUCCUGUCCAGUACAGCCGCUGUGCGUACUCCAGGCUCAUAGCCACCACCGUCCACGCUCACAGGGACCGCGUGAGGGACUGGACGGACUUUAAAAAGCCCGGUCCAUACUGCUGA
Molecule: messenger RNA, 1393 nt
Organism: Plectropomus leopardus (leopard coralgrouper)
Lineage: Eukaryota; Metazoa; Chordata; Actinopteri; Perciformes; Serranidae
Source: RefSeq, a predicted model, not a curated record